This is a messenger RNA of Hemibagrus wyckioides, 1404 nucleotides long. It is a transcript of the gene hpgd, whose product is annotated as 15-hydroxyprostaglandin dehydrogenase. Gene Ontology annotation, molecular function: oxidoreductase activity, acting on the CH-OH group of donors, NAD or NADP as acceptor. The record is from RefSeq and is a predicted model, not a curated record. Gene Ontology annotation, cellular component: cytoplasm. Bases 65 to 850 code for a protein of 261 amino acids. NCBI's taxonomy places the organism in Eukaryota, Metazoa, Chordata, Actinopteri, Siluriformes, Bagridae. The transcript is spliced from 7 exons.
UCGCGAGUCGGGUUCCAGCUGCUACUUAAAGCGCGGCGCGGUGUCGCUCAGUCCGCGGCGGUAAAUGGCGCUGCUCAGGAGAGUGGCUCUGGUGACGGGAGGAGUGCAGGGGAUCGGGAGGGCUGCAGCCGAGAGCCUGCUGGAGAACCAUGCCAAGGUUGCACUGGUAGACCUGAACCAGUCGGUUGGAGAGGAGUGUAAGAAAGCGUUAGAUGAGCUGUAUGGACAAGACAACUGCAUUUUCAUUCAGUGUGACGUGACGGACGGAGGAAAACUACAAGAGGCGUUUAAGAGAACAGUGGAGCACUUCGGAAGACUAGACAUUGUCAUCAACAAUGCAGGAAUCAACAAUGAGAAGAACUGGGAGAAGACCAUCCAGGUGAACCUGACAUCUGUUAUUAAAGGCACGUAUUUAGCUCUGGAGCACAUGAGUAAGGAGUACGGCAAGGAGGGCGGAGUCAUCGUUAACGUCUCCUCCAUGGCAGCAUUCCUUCAUUCCCCGUAUCAGCCGGUGUACACGGCCACCAAACACGGCGUGAUCGGCUUCUCCAGAUCGCUAGCGGACGCAUCAGAGCAUUGCAAUUACGGCGUGAGGAUCAAUGUCCUGUGUCCGGCCUUCGUGGACACGAAGCUCCUCCUCAGCGUCGAUCACGAAGAGACCAUGGGCAAGUUCCACAAGUACAAAGAUGACUUAAAGCAGAAGAUGGACAAGUUCGGAGUUCUCAAGCCGUCUCUGAUCGCAGAGGGAAUGAUGCGCCUUAUAACAGACGAGAGCCUGAACGGAGCCGUGAUGAAGAUCACCUGCUCUAAAGGGAUUCACUUCCACGUGUACGAGCCUCUGUCAGCCUGAACCAGCGCUAAAUCCUCCGCUGAGCUCCGGGCUCUCACUCAGCAGCCUGUCCAAACCGGUCUCCACAAAUAUCAAGAGAUCAGUCCAGAUGUGCCCGGGAUUCCUGCAGAUGUGAGCUGUUACAUACACAAAGGAUGAUUUACAAUCAGGAAACUCUCUCCUGUUUCACUUCAGCAGGCAGAAUCCUUUAAACCGUCUCCGAAAUCGCAGCUUUCCUGCCAUGUGUUUGUUAACACGAAGGAAAAAGUGAAGCAGGACAGUUUUAUAACUCCAUCAUGGUAGAUUUUUCAUCAGGUAUCAGGUCUGUUUUUCUUCCUCGCUGCUGUUUGAUUGAAGCCAUGUUUAUAAAUCCUGUUGCUUUUAUCAUAUUUAUUAGCUGCUUGCUCUGCCACCAUCACUUCCCACAAUGCAAAUCCUUCUUUAUGGUCAUUUUAUCAAAUCGUGAUGUUGCUAUUUACAAUGUGGAAACAACUGUGUGCUAGUAAUAUGCAUAGUAUUUUGAGUUUUAAAAUAAAAUCGAAAUACAAAUAAAUAAAUAAACCAAAAAAACACUG